AUGCAAGGCUGGUUCAGCCCGGCUGCUUGGAGGGGCCGCCAGGGAAGCCGCAGCCUCCGUUCUGCUGGGCACCCGGAGGCUGAAGGACAGUCCGUGGUGCAGGUGAAGGCCGGGAUCACGGCCUUGUGUGUCGUGACAGAGCAGCUUUGGCCCACGGUUUCAUGCCGUGUAGAUGUGAAGCCCCUAAACCAGAAAGUUCUACUUCGAGGGGUGCCCAAGGAGAUGAGGUUGUUGGGACCCUCCCUGCUGGGGACGUCACCAAUGGACUGUGGACACUUGGCUGAGAGCAGGCAGGACAUCUCCGGCCCGGGUGCAGAGCCCGAUUCCCUGCUGCCUGCUGCUGCCGGCAGCGAUUCCUGCCCGCCCGUGGUGGCUGGGCCGCGGGCUGGGCCUGCUCCGGGCAGACCCGCGGCCGCCAACGCCGCCCGGGAGCGCAGCCGGGUGCAAACCCUGCGCCAUGCCUUCCUGGAGCUGCAGAAGACUCUCCCAUCUGUGCCGCCCGACACCAAGCUCUCCAAGCUGGACGUGCUCCUCCUGGCCACCACCUACAUCGCGCACCUCACUCGCAGCCUCCAGGACGAGGAGGAGUCACCCGGAGAGGGCCUGGGCACCCUCCGAGGGGAUGGAUACCUGCACCCUGUCAAGAAGUGGCCAAUGCGUUCCAGGUUAUACAUUGGAGCUACAGGACAGUUUUUGACUCACUCGGCACAAGGAGAUGGCACAAACCAAGGAGAAACAUCAACUUCACAAAUCUGA
Messenger RNA from Chaetura pelagica (chimney swift), 756 nucleotides. It is a transcript of the gene TCF24, whose product is annotated as transcription factor 24. The transcript is spliced from 4 exons. Gene Ontology annotation, molecular function: DNA-binding transcription factor activity, RNA polymerase II-specific; protein dimerization activity; RNA polymerase II transcription regulatory region sequence-specific DNA binding. NCBI's taxonomy places the organism in Eukaryota, Metazoa, Chordata, Aves, Apodiformes, Apodidae. Gene Ontology annotation, biological process: regulation of transcription by RNA polymerase II; developmental process. Bases 1 to 756 code for a protein of 251 amino acids. The record is from RefSeq and is a predicted model, not a curated record.